GACUAAAAUGAGGUUAGCGUGGCAACUGAACCACGAGGAAUGAGUCGCAUCAAUGACUGCACACCAAAAUUUGGGCCCAAGACGAGGAAAUCCAGUUUCCCUUCAACCAGACUACUGAUCGAUAUUCCGCUCGACGGCAACGCUCUCAGGUUAACUCCAUUCGACCUGGCGCCACCUGUAAGGAGAUAUCGCCAACCAAUUUGACCUUUCUUCAAAUAGAUCUGCCGUCGAAGAAUAGGAUAAUUGACUUGUCACCGAGGGGCAAAAAUAAAAAGUUAUCUGAAAACUAGGAUACCAUACCCCGCGCAUCGAAGCAACAUGGCCGCCAACGGGGACAAAUUCGGAAACGAUGUCGAGUCGGAUUCCGACUCGGGCAAUGAGUCUCACACUCUCGACGCCCAAGACCAUUCCGACGACGAGAUCGCCGAGAAGCCGCUGAAGUCGGCGUUGAAGAAGACUGACGCCCCGACCCCGGUUCAACGGCCGCCCCUGCCCCCCCAGACCGACCCGAAAGAUCUCGAUGUCAGCCUCUUGUCGCCCUUGACUCCCGAAAUUAUUGCGAGGCAAGCAACUAUUAAUAUUGGAACUAUCGGCCACGUCGCUCACGGAAAGUCGACUGUCGUGAAAGCCAUCUCGGGCGUCCAGACGGUUCGAUUCAAGAACGAGCUGAUCAGGAACAUUACCAUCAAGCUGGGAUAUGCAAAUGCCAAGAUCUACCAGUGCGACAACAAGGACUGCCCGCGGCCGACCUGCUAUCGGAGUUACAAGAGUGAGAAGGAGGUCGAUCCCCCCUGUGAGCGGGAAGGAUGCGAAGGGACAUACCGACUCCUCCGCCACGUCUCGUUUGUUGACUGCCCAGGGCACGAUAUUCUCAUGAGCACCAUGUUGUCCGGAGCCGCGGUCAUGGACGCAGCGCUGCUGUUGAUCGCCGGAAACGAAUCAUGCCCCCAGCCUCAGACAUCUGAGCAUCUGGCUGCCAUCGAGAUCAUGAAGCUGGACAAGAUCAUCGUUCUGCAAAACAAGGUCGACUUGAUGAGAGAAGAGGCCGCAAAGCAACAUUACCAGUCGAUCCGCAAAUUCAUCCGAGGCACAGUCGCCGGUGAAUCCCCCAUCAUCCCUAUCUCUGCCCAGCUCAAAUUCAACAUCGACGCCAUCAACGAUGCGAUCGUCAACACCAUCCCCGUCCCCCCCAGAGACUUCUCCCGGGACCCGCACAUGAUCGUCAUUCGGUCGUUCGACGUCAACAAGCCGGGUGCCGAGGUUGACGAGCUGAAGGGUGGUGUUGCCGGUGGUAGUAUUCUACACGGUGUGGUGAAGCUCGGCGACGAGAUCGAGAUCCGGCCAGGAAUCGUUACCCGUGACGACAAGGGGGAGCUCAAGUGCAUGCCCAUCUUCAGCCGCAUAGUCUCUCUCAACUCCGAGGCCAACGACCUGAAGUAUGCCGUGCCCGGCGGUCUCAUCGGCGUCGGCACCCGCAUCGACCCUACCCUCUGCAGAGCAGAUCGUCUCGUCGGCUUCGUGCUCGGCCUCAAGGGCCGCCUACCCGAUAUCUACAGCGAGGUCGAGGUCAACUUCUACCUCCUCCGCCGCCUGCUCGGAGUCCGGACCGCCGACGGGAAGCAAGCCAAGGUCGAGAAGCUUGCCAAGAACGAGGUCAUCAUGGUCAACAUCGGGUCGACCUCGACCGGUGCCAAGAUCGCCGCCAUCAAGAAGGACGCCGCGAAGCUCAUCCUCACAAGCCCUGCGUGCACAAACAUCGGCGAGAAGGUCGCCUUGAGCAGGCGUAUCGAGAAGCAUUGGCGUCUCAUCGGAUGGGCCACAAUUGCAGCUGGCAGGACGUUGGAGCCCAGCACCUCCUAAGGGUUAGGACAACUAAUGCAUUAGGUUGAUAGUCGGUUCCUUGUAAGGUCAACGCGUGCCGAGGUAUUCUGUGCAGGCCGUUCGUUCAAACGAUGCCUAUCAAUGUCUGGAAGAUUGAGGCGAACUCGCAUGGCAGAUUCGGGGUGGGGAUGGGGUUGGCAUUCCGAAGAGGCAGAUUCAUGGGAACUGGCGACGGUAGAGAAAACUCGUUGGGCACUCAGACAGACAUGAUAUUAGUUUUCGAUUGGUCAUAGGUAGAUAAGUAGAUAUAUAUCUAUCUGCCUGCUGA
Molecule: messenger RNA, 2149 nt
Organism: Phialemonium atrogriseum
Lineage: Eukaryota; Fungi; Ascomycota; Sordariomycetes; Cephalothecales; Cephalothecaceae
Product: eukaryotic translation initiation factor 2 subunit gamma
Exons: 3
Coding region: 319-1860 (513 amino acids)
Biological process (GO): formation of translation preinitiation complex
Cellular component (GO): cytosol; eukaryotic translation initiation factor 2 complex
Molecular function (GO): tRNA binding; translation initiation factor activity; GTPase activity
Source: RefSeq, a predicted model, not a curated record